Molecule: messenger RNA, 1726 nt
Organism: Piliocolobus tephrosceles (Ugandan red Colobus)
Lineage: Eukaryota; Metazoa; Chordata; Mammalia; Primates; Cercopithecidae
Exons: 12
Coding region: 197-1159 (320 amino acids)
Source: RefSeq, a predicted model, not a curated record
GUCAGGAAUAAGGCAGCGCGGGGAGUCAGUGAGGGAAAGGGCUUGUGCCAUGUGGCGUCCGCCGUGGGCUGAGACUAAGUGUGUCUGCAGCGGCUUCAGCAACCUCGAGGCUCGUUGGCAGGUAGAAGAUGCUUCAUAUGCAUUCAUUGACUGGGUAUGAAAGUGGAGAACCCGGCUAGCCAUCCGGUGGGAGCGGAUGGAAUAUUUAACCUGGGGAGCCCUCAAGGGCAGGGUGUCAGGCAUCCAGGAAAAGAGAAGACACGUCCACCGACUGGAGAGCCUGCACCGCUACAACAGAGAGCCACGGGGGCCUUCAAGACUCAAACAGAGAGGCAAACAUGGAUCCCUUAACUGCUCACUGGAGAAUCCAAAGGCUUUGCUCAUAGCAGAGAAGCCCUGCCUCAGUUUCCUCUUCAGUGAAACCAGGGUGGAUAAGAAUGGUGCUACCUGCAGAGAUGUUGGGCUCAGAGAUGAGCCAGAUCAUGGAAGCAGAGCAUUAGCCCCUAGGGUGUGGGGUGCGUGUUUGCUGCUGUUACAGCGGUUGCAGGCCACGGGCCCAGAGCUGCUGGACCAUGGGUCAGAUGCGAGCAGCACCUGGAAGUCACACGCUUCUGCCCUCCCCAGCACACCCCCAACUAUGACACAGUGCCCCGCGUGCCCCGGAAACCUGAUGGAUCUUUUCACGUGCCUGAAAGGCUCACCUCGCUCCCAGGGAAAAAUUGUGAGCCAGGAGAAAUGUUUUUGUGUUUUGUCACUGAGGCGUCCUCCAGAAAUGAGCUGCCCUGCUGGCUCCCCAGGGACUGCGUCCCGCCAGCCAGAUCACCCGGCUACUGCGGUCCCUUUGUGCAAGGGCCCUGGGCCCAGAGCCCAGCAGGAGUCUGAGAAGCUGUGCAGCCAUAGACCAGGCUUGGAAGGAAAAGAGCUGGGAGAAUGUUUUAGGCUCAUUUUGGUUUCAAAAGAGAGCUGCACAAAUUGCCCUCAGGAGACCAGGUGGAGGGUCCUUCCGGGGAUGUGUGUUCACUCUUGCCACAGCUGGAGGAAGCAGGCCCUGAGUCUUGCACUGCAAAGUGAUGAGAAGGAAGCCCUGGUUAUGCUGGACUUGAAGACAUGCCUGCCGGAAGGGCCAUCAGAGUACUUCUGCAUAAACAACAGGAUCUGACUCCAGGUCUCCCAGGACGGAAGGGGCACUUGCAGGCCCAUGUGCUCAAUGGCAGGACACUAAGAAAAACUCUCAUACCUGUGUACAAAGAGACAGGCACAAGGAUGUUUACUGCAGUAACAUAAGAGGGCAAAAAAUGGAAACACCUAAAUGUCAUCAACAGGUGAGUAGCUGGAUUACUUCAUUACUUCAGUGGGUCGAUUUCUCCAAGAAGUGUCAGACCUCUCACGCUGCUCCUCAGGAGGCGCAGAUCUGGGUACAUUUGGACACUCUUCUUCAUCUUUUCUGCACCGCCCUCAGGUUCAAGUGCUUCUCCUGCCUCAGCCUCCGAAGUCGCUGGGACCACAGGCACAAGCCACCACGCCUGGCGAAUUUUUGUAUUCUUAGUGGAGACAGCCCCUACUGCUUCUUUACAUUGUUCUCAUCAGGCAUUGCAUGAGGAUGAAUCACCUCCACACAUCCUGCACGUCCACCCCACUGCCCAGCUGCUUGUUGCACACUCCAGAGAGAUGGAGUCUCACUCUGUCACCCAAGUAGGAGUGCAGUGGCAUGAUCUCGGCUCACUGC